This is a messenger RNA of Notechis scutatus (mainland tiger snake), 1780 nucleotides long. The record is from RefSeq and is a predicted model, not a curated record. NCBI's taxonomy places the organism in Eukaryota, Metazoa, Chordata, Lepidosauria, Squamata, Elapidae.
AUGUCUUCCCAAGAGCUACUAAAGGAUGAACUGGAGCUCGGUGGCAACUUGGCUGAUGAAGAUAAUUGGUACAUAUAUGAACCAAUAGGAAACUCCAACGACAUGGCUUCCAACAUUAUCCCCGAUUGCCAACUGACUGUCCCCUUUGAUCUCUAUCACUGCAGCAUGGCUCCGAUUUCUCUAGUUAUGCUCGUGAUUCUCUCGCUGUUGGUAAAAAGGAAGAAACUCUAUCCAGAUUUUUGGAACGGAGUACCUGGACUAUUGAGCCCUAUGCAUUUCUUGGAAGACACGCAGAACAAAGGAUUGGCCAUUGCAGUCUUUGGCAUACUCUUCUCUUCGUUGUGCGUGCUGUUGUUAGACAAUGACCCCCUGCCUUUCAUCUCCAACUCUUCAAUACAAAAUCGAGAGUACUGGAAGGUGCUGGCUUUAUUCUAUUAUCCUGCCUUCUAUUAUCCCUUAUUGGCAUGCGCUACUGUUCGACACAGAAUUGGAUACCUGCUUGGCUGCCUUCUGUCCUGGUGUCACUGUGUGCUCUACAUCUGGCAAAAGGUGGAAUGUCCUCAGUCAUCCAAGAUCUACAGGUAUUAUUCCCUGCUUUCUUACCUGCCUAUCAUUCUGUGCCUCGCCGUGCUGAGCCUUUGGUACCCCGUAAAAUUGGUUGAGAGCUUCAAAGGGGACGCCAGGAUGGCGACAGAGAAGCUCCUUUGUCUUCUUCUCCUUCUGCUCCUCCUUCGCCUCUUCCUUCUUUUCAGGACUAACCUCCAGUGUCUCUACCGAGGGGCUGUUGAAAAUGUUUUCUAUCGCCCCUGCAAACUCCAACCUUCCCAGCAGUCGCUCAUAUGCUGGAUGCAAUUCACGGGGUUCCAGAUAUCCUUUGCUUGCCUAGCUCUUUUCAUCCAGCACAUUGUCUUCUUCAUUUGCAUCGUGUGUUUCACUUUCCUGAUCAUUGUCCCACUGCAGUCUGGCAGCAACAUGUUUCUUUUCAAAAUUGUGCUGAACUUGUGGCCCUUCUGGUUGACCUUGCUUGUUUCAUUCAUUGUCCAGAACCUGCUGGUCCGCUACUACUUUCUGGAACGGGACCAUCUACCCAGGGAGUUGACCAAUAGGAGAGCAUUUUACAUUGUGACAUACAUGUUUUUCCCCAUCAAUGUGCUCCUGGGCUUAAUGGCAGGAAUCUGGAGACUGGUCAUCUCGGCCCUUUAUAAUAUUGUUCAUUUCUGCCAGUUGGAUGGGAGCUUGCUGAGCCGUGGGGUGGAGGGAUUUGAUCCAGGCCACCGUACCUACUGCCAAUAUUUGAAAAUCGAGGUCAGCCAAUCACACCCAGCAAUGAAAGCCUUUUGCCUCUUGCUCCUCCAUUGGCAAAGUGCCCAAAAUAUGCAGACCCUCCAACUCAGAGACACAGAAGAAGGAAUCAAACUCAUGAAGACCACCAGUUCAGCACCCAAAGCACCAAAGGGCCAACAGAACCGGGUGCGAUGGCGCCUGGCCUACACCCUCCUCAACAACCCUUCCCUGCUGCCCUAUCGCAAAGGGGCCCUCGUGGAUGCGACAGCCAACGGGACCAAGGCCAGCCUCACCAAGCCUUGAUGGAACCGGCAACGUUUCUUGGAAAACAAUGGACUCCCAUCCGGUGAUAAUGGAUGGAUUCCAUCACGAGUUUUCAACUGGGGUUCUUCAACUUCUUCUCCGUGCCUCUUUCAGGCUCGUGCGUCUAUCCUGACCUCUUUGUAGACUUAGAAGAUGACAAGAGGCGUAGUUGUCCUCCUUUCCUUUCCCACCC